UUCAUUGUUUAUUAUGAAAGAAAAUCUCUGAAGGAAACUAUUACAGAACACCAACAAUAUGAUGUCACUAUGAAGUGAACAGACAUGUACACAAUGAAUUACAAUUAAUCAGAGGUAAAUCUGAGGUUCAACAUUACAGGAAGCUCGUGUUUCUUACACACACUGACAGAUUGUCUUAUCACAAUAGUUCUUUGUAUAAUACUGACCAUUUCUGAAGACUCCCUGUUGUGGCCAAAAAGGGAGAAAAAAAGGCAAGAUUUUGUUUGCACUGUAUCACUCAAUGUGAGAAAAUCCCAUGCAAAAGCGCAUAUAGAAGGAGGACCUCUCACAUGUUGCCAUGUAAAGUAGUACUAAAGUAGAAGUGUAUCUUUACAUUUCAGUAAAAACUGGGCAGGUAACUGGCUCAAAAUAUGUUGUAGAAUUGAAUAAUUGUUUUGGGCCACUUCUGACUGUGGUGCCCCCCUGUGGUGUUGUAUAAGAAAACACUCUGGCAGACAUCAAUUUUCAACUCUCCACCGUGUGAAUGCUCUGAAAGCAACACACAGAUGAUACAACAAACUAAGACAUACAGUAUGUGAUCAGAACCAUUUUAAAGUAAAGUUAUACAUAGUGGUUUUAAAGCUGUUGGUGGUUUGUGUCGAGUGGCUUUGGAGAGAGGCCGGUGGACAAGAGGGUGGGAUCUUAUAUAGCCUGUGUGUGACGUUUUUUUUUUGUUUUUUUUUUUCCCAUUUUACCGAUCCCAGCUUUAAAUCAGAAGAAUGAUGUUGUUCUUUCUUCUCUUUUCCUCAGUGUUAAAAGCUGCGCUCUGUUUCAAUGUUGAUCCUGUGGCCUGGAAGUCCGUCACCAACAAUGCUGCAGGCUUUGGAUACCAGGUGGUGCAGAGAGGAUCAGACUUACUAGUCAGUGCUCCUCUUGAACAGUCUUCACCCAGUGAACGGGGGACAAUAUAUAAGUGCGCCACCUCCACCGCUUCAAGUUCUCGACUCUCCUGCAGCAAACUACCAGUUGCACUGCCAGAAUUUGCAGUCAACGCGUCCCUUGGUUUGACAAUGGCAGUAGAUCCCACACAAAACACUAUGGUAUGUGGUCCAACAAUACGAAAGGACUGCCAAAGUAUCACCUUGUACAACGGUGUCUGUGUUCAGAUAGACCGUUAUAAUCGUGUUGGAGGUCCUGUGCCUUCUUCUCUUGAAGGGUGCCGGGCUGAAGCAGACAUUGCAUUUCUGCUGGAUGGCUCCGGCAGCGUAGCAAGACCAGAUUUUGAAAGAAUGAAGGAAUUUGUGAAAGCUCUGGUCGGGUCAUUUGUGGGAAAAGACACAAAGUUUGCCAUUGCCCAGUUCUCCACGAGCCCCUACAUCCAUUAUUACUUUGAUACGUUUGAUAUUAAUAACUGGCAAUAUCAAAUUAAUGCAAUAAGACAGUUUAGUGGAUUGACUUACACAGCUGCUGCCAUCAGACAUGUUGUUGACAAUGUCUUCACAGCAGGAAGAGGUUCCAGGUCAAAUGUGAAGAAGGUUCUGAUAGUCAUUACAGACGGACAAUCUAAUGACCGGAGUAACUUACAAGACUCAGCAAAUUCAGCUGAGAGUAAAAAAAUUGUUCGAUUUGCUAUCGGGGUGGGGGAUGCAUUUACUGUAGCCGGUGCAAAAGCGGAACUGGAGACCAUUGCAUCUUCUCCCUCACAAGACCAUGUGUUUCAAGUGGAGAGCUUUCAAGCACUUGAAAAAAUAAGACAGAAUUUGCAGGAGAAAAUCUUCUCUAUCGAAGGAUCUCAAACAAGUGGAGCGACACUGAAAAUGGAAAUGUGUCAGGAGGGAUUCAGAGCAGCUUAUUUGCCUGGGGGAUUUCAGAUGAGUGUUGUUGGUGCCAACCAGUGGAAGGGAGGCUUCCUGCAAUACACCAGCACUGGCAUGAGAGGGAGGCCUUACGUGCCUGAUUAUAUGGAGACUGACACUUAUCUGGGUUACUCCAUGGCAGUUGCCAACACGAGGGAAGGCCCACUGACAAUUGUUGGUGGUCCGAGAUACAAACACAGAGGAGUUGUGAUAACAGUUGAGGCAAGAGGACAAGUCAAAAAGAUUGAUCCCCAUCCAUGGAAGUAUCAGAGCGGUGAAUACUUUGGGGCAGAGGUUUGUGCCAUGGAUGUUGAUCGUGACUCCUUCACUGACCUGGUCUUCAUAUCUGCCCCUAUGUUCGUGGACACUGACAGAGAGGGAAGAGUUUACGUUUGUGAAUUAUCUGGUUUGACUGUCGAUUGCCACUUAUAUUCUCCAUCAGUAUUAAGAGGGGCCGCAUCUGACAAAGGAAGAUUUGGCUCUUCUCUUGCCGUGCUGCCUGAUCUUAACAGGGAUGGUUUCAGUGAUUUGGCCGUUGGAGCUCCUUUGGAGAAUGACGGUCAAGGCAGCAUCUACAUAUUUCAUGGCGAAGGAGGAGGAAGAAUCAGUCUUUCUUAUUCACAGAGAAUUGCUGGCCCUGAAGUCAAGUCAGGGCUGAAGUUCUUCGGCAUGUCAAUCAGUCAGUCAUCUUUUGACCGUAGUGGGGACGGUUUGCCCGACUUAGCGGUGGGUUCAAAGGGCACAGUUGUCUUACUCAGAUCAAAGCCCAUAGUGAUGGUGGAAGCUAAGGUGUCAUUCAGCCCAAACCAAAUCUCGACUCAGAACUCAGACUGUGUAACACCUUUGGGGAUCAUAGCUAAAAUAUGCUUCACCAUAACCAGACACUCUGAAGUAGAACAAGCUCGAGCAAGGAUUAACUUUACUUUAACACUGGAUGCCACCUGGAAGGUCCCAAACAACCGAGCUUACAUCAGUGAGAAACAACGAGUGCAGACCGGAUCAACGGAUGUUAUCUUACGACAGCCUCCUCGGUGCGUUAAUGUGAACUUCUUUGUUGAGGCUUGUCCAGAAGAUGCUCUUAACCCACUCUCCAAUGAGCUCAAAUUCACAUUUGACGGUUUGCCCUCUGACACAAAUCUCAGACCAAGUCUCUCCCAGCAGGCUCAGACAACAACCAUUCAUCCUUUAGGGUUCGAAAUCAACUGCGGCACUGACAACAAAUGUGUAGACCAACUGAAAGUGGAUUUCAACUUUACCAGCUCCUCAAUUGUUAAAGUGGGCAUUGAUCAACUGUUGAAUGUCACCGUCUCAGUGGAGAACACCGGGGAGGACUCUUACAACAGCCGUGUCAUUGUGACAUACCCAUAUGGACUCUCCUAUAGGAAGUUUACAGCUGUGCAGGGAAGAAUCGAGUGCAGCUCCCUGGACAGUGAAGAUGGCUUGUCACGAGGGAAGACAGACUGCACUGUUGACAAGCCUAUUUUCAAAAGCAACACUAAGGCGAUCUUCAUCAUCUCCUAUGGGAUUGAAACCAAUAGUCAACUUGACAAGAGGAUUUCUGUCACUGCAAAUGCUACCAGUGGGAAUCUGGAGCACUCCAGCUCAAGCCAAUUCUACAAAAUGCAAGAGAUUGAUGUGAAGUACAGCAUUUUUGUUACAAUGCAAAGUUCCCUCAGCUACAUGAAUUUCGCAUAUGGACACAAUGAUUUGCAGAAACCAUUCAAACAAUCAAUUAUGGUUGUAAAUAAUAUCAGAGAACUGAAUUUAACUGUGGUGAUCAAGGUGCCAAUAAAGCUCGGUGCUAAAGACAUCUGGGCGGAUUCCAGCAGUUUGCAGUUUCCAGACUGCCAACCAGACAAAGAUGAGGGACCUCGUGUCACAGACUUUGUAGCUCAAAUAAAGAAAGAUAAGAUAGUGGGCUGCUCUGUUGCAACGUGCAAAGUGUUCAGGUGCACCAGGUUCAUGGGAAAACAGGAGACAAAAACUUACGAUAUCUCUGCCAACCUUAGCUCUGGAUGGAUAGAGCAGAUUGGACUUCAAUCUGCCAAAUUCAUCUUGACCAGCACUGCCAGUCUGGAGUACGACAACAACCAGUACUUGUACUUUUCAACAUCGUCUAAUAACAGCCCUCCUGUUCACAAGACUGAGGCAGAGGUGGAGGUGUAUCCUGAACCAGACUUUACUAAAGAGAUUGUUGGAGGAACCCUCGGAGGGUUGGCAUUACUGGCUCUGAUUACCGCAGGCCUGUAUAAGGCUGGAUUUUUCAAGAGUAAAUACAAGGAGAUGAUUCAAAAUAAUGCAGCAACAGAUCCAGGGGUUGACAGAGGUGAACCAGAACCAGAAGCAUAAAAUGAUGGCUGAUGCAGCUGACCACAAAGCAACACACCUGUUCCAUCACUGUGGUGCUGUUAUCUCUCUUAUCUUGUUCAUUGUUUCCUAACACAGAGGUUCUCAACCUUUUCCCAACAAGUGGUCACAAGUUAGGAAGUUAAAGUAAGUGAAUACAGCAUACAUCUUACAUCCUCAGCAUUGGGCAGAAAGUCUCGAUGCAUUUAUGGUGACCACUGGAAAGAACCACUUUUACUGUAUUUCUUUUUAUUAACUUAAGCUUUAAAAAAUGCAUUAUUUUUAUCCAAAGAUUUCAAACAGAUAGCCCAUUGUUGGGCUACAACAAAAUAUUCCUGAAUUUAUACUUUCGCAAAAUAUGUUUGCCAUUGCUAAAUCUUUUCGAAUUUGUUUUAUAGUGAAAAAAAACCCAGUAAGAUCUGGUGGUCACAUAUUGAAAUAUAAACCUGCUGAAAUACAAAACUGUGUGCUGAAUGCCUGCUCACUUUGAAAAAUAACUAUUUAAUCCAACCUUAAUUGACACUGUGAACUGCUUUACUUUGUGAAUAAAUUCUAAAAUGUGCA
This is a messenger RNA of Acanthopagrus latus (yellowfin seabream), 4745 nucleotides long. RefSeq names its product integrin alpha-M-like. The transcript has 29 exons. NCBI's taxonomy places the organism in Eukaryota, Metazoa, Chordata, Actinopteri, Spariformes, Sparidae. The record is from RefSeq and is a predicted model, not a curated record. Gene Ontology annotation, molecular function: integrin binding. Gene Ontology annotation, cellular component: integrin complex; external side of plasma membrane. Bases 759 to 4184 code for a protein of 1141 amino acids. Gene Ontology annotation, biological process: integrin-mediated signaling pathway; cell-cell adhesion; cell adhesion mediated by integrin.